Messenger RNA from Momordica charantia (bitter melon), 951 nucleotides. RefSeq lists its product as uncharacterized. Lineage: Eukaryota; Viridiplantae; Streptophyta; Magnoliopsida; Cucurbitales; Cucurbitaceae. The record is from RefSeq and is a predicted model, not a curated record. Gene Ontology annotation, cellular component: endoplasmic reticulum.
CAAUCAGUUAAAAAAAUCCCCUUGAGAAUUCAACGCCCCCAAGAUCCCCAUUUCGUCCAGCAAAUCCAGAAUCACCAUUCUUCUCCCAGACACAAGAGGGAGAAGAAACUCCGUUCAGAAAUGGGGGCUCUUCUCAAGCUCGUUGACGCGAUACUAUUCCUCUUCUUCAUCGUACUCGCACUGGCGCCUCCUCUAAUCGAUUUCCAGCUUCUUCUUCCUCGAACCCUAUUCCCCAAUUUUGUCGUCGAUCUCAAAAGCUGGUACAUCCGCCAAUCGGGGGAUUAUCUGAUGAGUGAGCCACCGCACUUCUUCGCCGGCCUCGUUUGCUUCGAGCUCCUCUUUCAAUGGCCCGUCACGCUUCUCAAUCUCUACGCCUUCUUGGCUGCCAAGCCAUGGUUCAACACCACUUGCUUGAUCUAUGGUGUCUCUGUUUUGGCUUCCAUGUCUGCUAUAAUGGGUGAAAUGGUUGGGUCGAACCGGGCAUCUAAUACUUUGUUGACGAUAUACUUCCCCUUCUUCGGUUUGGGAGCUUUGGCUACACUACGCGGGCUCGUGGCCUGCUCGAACAAGGCUAACAUCAUUGGUGCUGGACAGUCAAAUGUCAGGAAAAAAAGGGCUUAAUGUGCCAUCCUAGAUUUCUCCAAGUGUCUGUAUCAUCUUUUCUGUAAGCAUUUUUGCUUAGUAUUGACCGAGCAUGUUAGUUCUUUAGGUGUUUAUGCAAUUCUUGUUAUGGAUCAUUUAGUGUUUUGCGAUGAUGGUGAAAUGGUUGUUUGAUCAUUGUAUCAGUAGUAAUGGUUCAAAGGGACCAUUUUUGAGUAUUUAGAAUAAGGUCGAUGAGCUUAAGUUUUUGAGAACGGAGGGCAAAAUUGACUAAAAACUGGUUGAAUUGUUCAAGAUUGACUUGAUUCAAAUACUUUCGGUUUAUAAAUUAUGUUAAACUGAUUCGAACAA